Messenger RNA from Kalmanozyma brasiliensis GHG001, 2037 nucleotides. Its product is annotated as Aminoacyl-tRNA synthetase, class II (G/ H/ P/ S), conserved domain protein. Gene Ontology annotation, cellular component: cytoplasm; mitochondrion. Gene Ontology annotation, molecular function: proline-tRNA ligase activity; ATP binding. The coding region runs from base 1 to 2037 and encodes 678 amino acids. The record is from RefSeq and is a predicted model, not a curated record. The transcript has 2 exons. Gene Ontology annotation, biological process: prolyl-tRNA aminoacylation. NCBI's taxonomy places the organism in Eukaryota, Fungi, Basidiomycota, Ustilaginomycetes, Ustilaginales.
AUGAGUAUCUCCUCGUCUUCGGGCCCCUCAUCAACAGCAGCCAUCGACGACCCGCUACCUUCACUCCAACUCCUACUUCGCGGCGGCUAUAUCCGCUCCUCCUCAUCUGGCGUCUUCACUCUCCUUCCCAACGCACUCCGCAUCCUCCGCAAGCUCACCACCAUCAUCGACCAAGAGCUCUCGUCCAUCUCCGCCUCCCGCCUCGCCCUCCCCAACCUCCUCCCCUCCAAGCUAUGGCAUCAAACCGGUCGCUACGCCGUCAUGGGUAGCGAGCUGUACAAGCUUCGCGAUCGAAAGGAUUCCGAGUUCGUCCUCGGCCCCACCCACGAGGAGGAGAUCACCAAGCUCGUCGCCCACGAGGUCGAUUCGGACCGCCAACUGCCUCUCCGGCUGUAUCAGAUCACCACCAAGUUCAGAGACGAACCGAGACCGAGGAUGGGUCUGCUGCGCACCAAAGAAUUUUUGAUGAAGGAUCUGUACUCGUUCGACAAGAGUGCGAGCGACGCGAUAGCCACGUAUGACGAGGUAAGACGGGCCUAUGCGAGGAUAUUUGAUCGGGUCUUUGGCGAGAAUGGCAGGUGGAAGGCCGCUGAGGCGGACACGGGUGCUAUAGGCGGCAACAAGAGUCAUGAGUAUCAUGUGGAAGAUGCUGCAGGGGAAGACACGUUGAUAUCGUGCGCGAAGUGCGACUACACCGCCAACACCGAAAAGGCAGUCUCGAUGCCCAAGCCGGCGCACAUGCCCGUCGCGGCGAGCGACGUGAGGGUGCUACUGUUUGGAUGCAAGGAUGUCAAGGUGCAGGAUCAGGUCAUGCACGCAUUCGUGCUGCCGUUUGAUCGAGGUUUGAACGAGACCAAGCUCGAGAAGCGCAUCGCCAAGCUCAACACUGCAACCACUCCACAGCAGCCAGAGCCAUAUAAAGCAGGGAAGAAUGACGCAGCCGCGCAGGACAAGAUCGAGUUGCUCUACGACUCUUCCUCCUCUUCCUCAUUGGAUCAAGCAUCGACCUGGGACUGGAAGGAUCGACCGGAAGGCCCACUAAUGCGCUUCACCUCGCUCUCGGUCCUUGCCGAUUUCGAAUGCGCCUCCCUUGACCCAUCCGAACUCAACGACGCGCUCAUCGCCGCUGUCAACUCGUUCACCUCUCGACCCGGCACAUCGUCGAACGCGCAAGUGCCGCUCAUGGACCUCUUCCCAACCCAAUUCGGCCACUUUGCCGCCUCGCCGUCGGGCGUCACCCCGCCUCUGACGCUGGUAGACAUCCGCACCGCUCAAGCCGACGACACCUGCCCCUCGUGCAAGUCACCGCACUCGCUCCGGGAGACCAAAGCCAUCGAGAUCGGCCACACCUUCUACCUUGGGGAGCGCUACAGUCGGGCGCUCGAAGCAGGGUUCAUCCCGUCGAACGAGGUCAAGGCGGAAACCGAGGCGGUGGAGAGACUGCCCAAUGGAAGGGUGCCAUUUCAGAUGGGCUGUUAUGGGAUCGGCGUGUCGCGGAUUCUGGGUGCGCUGGCGCAAAAAGCGAUUGGAGACUUCGAUUCCACAUUCAACGAUCAGUCGAUAGCGACCGAUGGGAAGGGAAAGUUAAAGGGGAAGAAAUCAGGCUUCGUCUGGCCAGCAGAAGUGGCACCUUUCACCGGGGUCAUUGUCAUCGCUGACCCUCGGGACGCAGGCAAAGUGCAAGCAGCACAGGAUGUGUGGCAUCGCAUCAUCACGCACGCCAGACGGAGCGAUCGCAGCGUUCGGACUGUCCUCGAGUCCAUCGUCGCCGCUUCUCACACCGACACGCCGCCCAAGCCCACCUUGGGAAUGGACGAAGGGUGGUCCACCGACCAAGCCUCCGAGCUCGUCAUCGACGAUCGAACCACAACGCUCGGCAGCAAGCUCGCAGAUAGCGACCUCACCGGCUACUCGUUCAGGAUCAUCGUAGGCAAGCACUUUAGCGCCCAGUCCAAGGUCGAGUUGCAAUACGUCGGACCACAUGGGUGGGAAGCGGUGCUGCUGCCGCUCGACGCGUUCGGUUCCCCAACCUCCUAG